Rhagoletis zephyria (snowberry fruit fly) is the source of this 579-nucleotide messenger RNA. Its product is annotated as copper homeostasis protein cutC homolog. The record is from RefSeq and is a predicted model, not a curated record. Lineage: Eukaryota; Metazoa; Arthropoda; Insecta; Diptera; Tephritidae. Gene Ontology annotation, molecular function: copper ion binding.
UGCUGCAGGCAUGCCAGUCACAUUUCAUCGAGCAUUCGAUCUUACCAAUCCGCAAUUGAUGCAUGAAACAGUCACUAUAAUAAAGGAGCUGGGUUUUAAGCGUUUACUUAGUAGCGGCUUUCGUGCGACUGCUAUCGAGGGAAGUGAAAAUCUCGCACAAUUAAUUGCCAAACAUCGUGACAUCGUCAUAAUGCCAGGUGCAGGUAUUAGCGUAAGCAAUCUGGAUGAAUUGUUGACGGUUACAAAAUGUAUAGAAUUUCAUGCUUCAGCACAGUCUGUGGCAGGUGCACCUUCAAUUAAUGGCGGCGUGGCGCGCAUGGAUUGCGAUGUCACGAUGGGUAAGCAAGAUAUAGAGCCAUAUACCACCACGGAUGUUCAUGUUGUGCGUCAAAUGGUAAGCAUUGCAAUGGCGGCAAAGUGAAUAUGGUAUCAAAACGCUGCAAAAACUAAUAGUAUACGAUUUAACUGGUAAAUUUCAUGCAUAUGUAUUUAAAGAAUAUAAAAAUAAAAUAUUUUAAAUUUUAAGAGAAGUAGAAAUUUAGAUCUGAAAUUUUCCGUUAAGCGCAAUAAAUAUGUACU